Vombatus ursinus (common wombat) is the source of this 2934-nucleotide messenger RNA. It is a transcript of the gene KLHDC7A, whose product is annotated as kelch domain containing 7A. Lineage: Eukaryota; Metazoa; Chordata; Mammalia; Diprotodontia; Vombatidae. The transcript has a single exon. Bases 194 to 2656 code for a protein of 820 amino acids. The record is from RefSeq and is a predicted model, not a curated record. Gene Ontology annotation, molecular function: protein binding.
CCUCCAGGCCUGCUCCCUGCCAGCUGCUGCCCCAGAGGUGCUCGCUGCCAGCCAGCUCAAAGUCACCUCUGCUUCUGCUUUGGGGACAGUGCCAACGAGGAACCCCUCAAAGCGGCAAGAACCAGUUUUUGUUGGGCAAUAAUUAAUCAGAUUCCUUACAUUCCUUGGCCGCUGUGGGGCCUGCUGCCCUAGGAUGAGCGACAGCAGCUCUGAGCCCUGGGAUUGGCACUUGGACAUGCAGCUUACUGGAAGGCUGGUGUUCUCUGCCGCUGCCCUGCUCCUGGGGACUCUCGUCUACAGGCUAUACAAGUACUGGCCGUCCCGGGACCCACCUAGGGCUGGGACAUCAGAAGCUGAUGCCACUGCCACCGGGGAGACCAAGGUAGCAGGCCAGGCGGAUCCUGCCAGCACCUCACCCGGAGCUCUGCUGCCAGGCCUCAGACGGCGGUGCCAGGUCAGCAGGGAGGAGGGAGCAAAAGGCAACCCAGCUUUGGGGAAUGGCCAGCCAGAAGGGGCCGGUGGGGCCUGUGACCUCAAAGCCAGAGGCAGGCUGGACCUUGGAGACAGGCAUCCUGAAGAAAACAAAGGGGCAGGCUUCAACAGACAGGAGCAACACCCUGGAAAAUCCCCAGUCUGGGACUGUCUCGGAGAGAAAGCAAUCGGGCAGGGUAAGAACUGCGACAGUGAACUUGGAAGCCCCCAGCCUGGACUUGAUCAAGAUGAUAAUGAAACAGACUGCCCCAGUGACUCAUGGCAGGAGCCUGGACUCCUCCUAGACUAUAUCAAGGGGCAGAGGAAGGAGGAGGAGAUCUCUGAUUCUGGCAGUGAGAAGGCCGCCUGUGCUGCAGGUUGGGGGGACAUGAAUAGAAGCUGGGUCUUCACCCAAGCUGCUGGGAUCAGCCAGGAUGGCUUGGGGCUCAUCAGGGCCACCUCAGACAUGGGCCUGGCCAUCAGCCAGCGUGCUGGGGAGGCAGACACCUCCUAUGUCUUCUCAUCCCUGGCUAUGGCCCAAGUAGAGGAGAACUUUCUUGGGGAGCAGACACUGGAGGAGAGGGCCGGAGGGCCGUGGGAGGCAUCUGCCAGUCCUGGCCUGAAAGGGAAAAUCUAUGACUACUAUGUGGAGUCCACCUCCCGGUCCAUCUCCAGAGACACGAUGGCCCUAGGAGCCGGCACCUCUAGAAUCCCUGGAGGGAUAACUGUGCCUCAAGGCUCACCCCUGCUUCUCAACUUUGGGAGGUUUCCAGCUCAACCUCAUAGCAGGUUCCCUGAUCCCAAUUCCUCGACUUCCCCAGGCUGCACCCAUCCUUCUGACGGAGCUAAGGAUAUAUGUGAGAGUGCCUCUUCCUCUCAGAGUCCCCCUUCACCCCCUGGGCCUGGCAUCAGCCGGAAGGAGAGUUUUCUUCAAAUCGCAGAGAACCCAGAGUUCCAGCUUCAGUUAGACAACACGGAGACCUCGCCCUCCAGUGACAUCCAGUUGGCCCUCCACUCAUCCACAGAGUCUCCGGAUCUCAACCCAGCCACGGCCAGUCUGGAACCCAAGGUAGAGUUGGUCUCUGGGACCAAUUUCUUCCAGCUCCCGCUGGUCCCUGGGGCAGCUCAAAACACCCACCUGGACCUGGGCAACUGUUACGAAGUGCUGAAACUGGCCAAGAGGGAGAAACUGGAUGUCCUGAAGGAGGCUGCCUACAAGGUAAUGAGUGACAACUACCUUCAGGUCCUUCAGAGCCCAGACAUCUAUGGGCGUCUGAGUGGGGCUGAACGGGAGCUGAUCCUCCAGAGGCGGCUGCAGGGGCGGAAGUACCUGGUGGUGGCGGAUGUCUGCCCCCAGGAGGGCACCGGCCGCCUCUGCGCCUAUAAUAAUGAGCGAGAUGCCUGGUGGCCCCUCGCCAGCCUGCCCCCAGAGGCCACAUCCCGGGGUUGCGCCGUCUGUAGCCUCUUCAAUUAUCUCUUCGUGGUGGCUGGCUGCCAGAGGGUUGGGGGGCAAGCCUCCAACCGGAUGUUCUGCUACAACCCACUGACGGGCAUCUGGAGGGAGAUGUGCCCUCUGAACCAGGCCCGGCCCCACUGCAAACUGGUGGUCUUGGAUGGGUACGUGUAUGCCAUCGGGGGUGAGUGCCUGUACACGGUGGAGCGCUACGACCCUCGGCAGGACCGCUGGACCUUCGUGGCGCCCCUGCCCAAUGACACCUUCGCCCUGGCCCACACGGCUACAGCCUGCGAUGGCGAGAUCUACGUCACGGGGGGCACCCUGCGCUACCUGCUGCUCCGCUAUUCGGGGCAGGAAGGCCGCUGGAGGGCCAGCCCCGCGGCGGGCAGCAAGGACCGAACGGCCGAGAUGGCGGCCGUCAAUGGCUUCCUCUACCGCUUUGACCUCAACCGCAGCCUGGGCAUUGGGGUCUAUCGCUGCAGCGCCCGGGCUCGCCUCUGGUAUGAGUGUGCCACUUAUCGAGUGCACUACCCAGCUGCCUUCCAGUGCGCCGUGGUGGGCAACCUCAUUCACUGUGUGGGCCGUCAGUUCCACCUCUGUUUCCUGGCCGACUACGUUUCUCCCCGCUUCCUCUCCAAUGAGCUCCAAGGUUUCCCAUCCCCACGGGGAACCCUCAUACCCACGGCCCUGGUACUGCCCGCCCUCAAUAUGGCACAGACCAGGGUAUAGAGAUCCCCUUAUUAUUUUGGAGGGAUUCCCCCCUUAGCCAUGGAGUAGUGGGGAGAAUAUGGCCUCUAGAUUCAAAAGACCCGGGUUUGAAUCUUGCCUCUGGCAUUUGCCAACUGUGUGAGCCUGGGUGAGUCCUUGCACCUUUCUGAGCUUCAGUUCUCUCAUCUGUAAAAUGGGAUGGAUAAUAAUAAUAAUCCUGGAGCUACCUACUGUCCAGAGUGGUUGUGGGGCAUGGACUUUGUAACCCUGAAAGCCCUGUAGAAUGUGAGUUUGUUUAA